AUGGCCUUCUGGCCUCACAAUAUGGGCUGGCCGCAGCACGAAGAUCUCUACUGGGCGCUGAGCGGUGGCGGCGGGGGCACGUUCGCUGUCAUGCUCAGCAUGACCGUGCGGGUGUACGCCGAGGCGCCCGCCGCCGCCGCCAUGCUCUCCUUCACCGCGGCCCCAACCUCCAAGGAGGCGGCCAUGAGCGAGGCUCCAAAUCAGGCGCGCUUCCGGUUGUUCAUGCACACGUCUCUCCUCGACACGCUUCCCCUCCUAAACGCCGGUGGCAGACCUGCUUGUUCUGCUGACUCAGGCAGGAGUUCCUAA
Molecule: messenger RNA, 309 nt
Organism: Aspergillus aculeatus ATCC 16872
Lineage: Eukaryota; Fungi; Ascomycota; Eurotiomycetes; Eurotiales; Aspergillaceae
Exons: 2
Coding region: 1-309 (102 amino acids)
Source: RefSeq, a predicted model, not a curated record